Messenger RNA from Ricinus communis (castor bean), 2053 nucleotides. RefSeq names its product 2-methylpropanoate--CoA ligase CCL4. The transcript has a single exon. Bases 250 to 1920 code for a protein of 556 amino acids. The record is from RefSeq and is a predicted model, not a curated record. Lineage: Eukaryota; Viridiplantae; Streptophyta; Magnoliopsida; Malpighiales; Euphorbiaceae.
AUUUCUCAUUAAUAUUAAUUUCAAAUAAUCUAAUCGUACAAAUCUAAUCAUAGAUAAUUAUUACAAUGCGAUCAAAUUCAAAUCACCUUAGAAAUUUAUGAAAUUGCUGUAUGCAGAGAGUUGACGACCCAGUCAAGUCAAACUCAUCACUUGCCCUUAUCUAUCUACGUGCAUAAACCCAUUCUCAUAUGUAUCCAUCUUUAACAACCCAAAGAAAAGAGACGCAUCUUCUUCAAUUAUCCUGCCUCAAUGGAUCACCUAAAGCCAAAACCAGCAAAUUCAUUUCCUCUAACUCCGUUAUCCUUCCUUGAAAGAGCAUCAACUGUCUACGGUGAUUGUCCUUCUAUCGUCUACAACACCGCCACCUACACCUGGUCCCAGACCCACCGCCGAUGUCUCCAGUUGGCUUCCUCUCUCUCAUCCGGCGGCUUCACUCGGGGCGACGUCGUUUCCGUUGUUGCUCCCAACACUCCUCCCAUGUACGAGCUCCAAUUCGCCGUACCCAUGUCCGGUGCUGUUCUCAACAACAUCAAUACUCGCUUAGACGCGCGUACUGUCUCUGUCCUCCUUCGUCACAGCCAAUCGAAGCUCGUCUUCGUCGACUGCCUCUCACGUGAUCUUGUUCUUGAAGCUGUCUCUCUGUUUCCAUCUAGUGUUAAACGUCCUACGCUCGUCCUCAUCACUGAUGAUGAUGAGGCACCUGCAUCAUCGUCAACAUCGUCCUCCUCGACGGUUGACUUUUGUUGCACGUAUGAGAGUAUGGUGGAGAAAGGCGAUCCGGAGUUCAAGUGGGUCCAGCCGCAAAGCGAGUGGGAUCCGAUGAUUCUGAACUAUACAUCAGGUACAACCUCAUCUCCUAAAGGUGUAGUACACUGUCACAGAGGUAUUUACAUCAUAACCGUUGAAUCCUUGAUUGACUGGAACGUUCCUAGACAACCUGUAUAUCUGUGGACCCUUCCACUAUUCCACGCCAAUGGGUGGAGCUUUCCGUGGGGGAUGGCGGCGGUUGGUGGUACCAACAUCUGCAUCCGGAAAUUUGAUGCAUCUAGUAUCUACGGCUUGAUCAAGAGACACGGAGUCACUCACAUGUGUGGUGCACCUGUAGUACUAAACAUGCUAACAAACUCACCCGACAAUGAACCACUCAAAAGACCCGUUCAUAUCUUAACAGCAGGAGCUCCACCUCCGGCCGCUGUGCUAUUCCGGACCGAGUCACUGGGUUUUGUGGUGAGUCAUGGGUACGGGUUAACAGAAACGGCAGGACUCGUUGUGUCGUGUGCUUGGAAACCGAAAUGGAACACGGUACCAGCAAGUGAAAGAGCUAGAUUAAAAGCAAGACAAGGAGUGAGAAUUGCUGGGUUCACAGAGAUAGAUGUGAUUGACCCAAAAACGGGACUGAGUGUUAAAAGGGACGGAUUAUCACUAGGUGAGAUAGUGUUAAGAGGUGGCUGUGUGAUGAUGGGUUAUCUGAAAGACCCAGACGGGACAUCAAAGUGUUUGAAAGACGACGGGUGGUUUUACACAGGAGACGUAGGAGUGAUGCACCCAGAUGGCUAUCUAGAGAUCAAGGAUAGAUCCAAAGAUGUGAUAAUCAGUGGUGGAGAGAACAUAAGCAGCGUGGAGGUUGAGUCAGUGUUAUACAGCAAUCCGGUGGUUAACGAGGCGGCUGUCGUGGCUAGACCUGAUGAGUACUGGGGAGAGACACCCUGUGCGUUCGUGAGCUUGAGAGAUGGGGCGAGGGAAAAAGUGAGUGAGAAGGAUAUAAUAGAAUAUUGCAGAGAGAAGAUGCCGCAUUAUAUGGUGCCUAAAACUGUGGUGUUUAAAGAAGAACUGCCCAAAACUUCAACUGGGAAGAUACAGAAGUUCGUGCUAAGAGAUAUUGCUAAAGCGAUGGGUGCUUCAAAGGUGAGUCGGAUGUAGAGUUGAAUCGGUCGAGUUGAUUUUCACUUGCCACGAUUCCUGUAGCUUUCCAUUUGUAUUUUUCCAGGCAAUAAUCGAUUUGAUGUGAUGUUUCAUCCUUAUGAAAGCUAAAAGCAAAAUCCAUUCUGAAGGA